AUCCAUUUCACUGGACUUGUUCCGGAUUUUCUGAGAGGAAAUAGCAGUUGAGAUAGGCUCCAGCACCCACCGCGACCCCAAAAAAGGGACAAGCGGUAGAAAAUGGAUGGAUGGAAAUAGUUUAAUUGGACAUGUUUGAUGAUCUUUUAUUCGAUGUAUGUAUUUUUGUAACUUUCAUUUAGUUGGCAGUGAUUUGUUGAAAUGACCAGUUUGCUUCGAACGUUCCUAUAUUGGACUGUUUAUGAAUCGAUUAAUUUGCAUUAAUACCGGUGGAGCCCAGUCCAACCAUUGGUAUCGAAAACAUCGACGUUUGGCUCGAACCACCGCUGGUCUCCAGUUACACAGCAGUAAGGACAAACAUGAUUGGUCACCUCUAGUGACUGUGGGCCAACUUGUACACGUCGGCAUCAACGCGCUGCGGAUGUUCCCAAACUUCGUCUUUUGGUCAACAUCAAACACUUUUUUGUGGACAAUACUUGAAGUUGUUGUGGAUAAUACCAAAGAGUCCGCUUGCUUCCUGUUCGAGACAUGGCGGUACUGUAACGCAGGGUGUCAAAGGACAGAAUGUACUUGCCUAAAGUUGUCAAAUGAAAGGCAAAAGUUGUGUUCCAAAGAGUAUCAUGGGACCUCUCGACGUUUGAACUCGGGCAAGAUGAGAUUUCGGUUGGCCAAGAAAAACCUUUUCCUGCUCGUGUGCGUCUCCUUGGCGGUGUGGACUCUUCUGCUGUCCACGCGUGCGCUGUCGGUGUCCGAGCGCCAGGGAGCAAACGGGAGCCUCCAGAGAUCGCGGGUGGAGGUGGGAGGCUCUCUGCCACAGUUGACGGCGUCCAUCCACUCUGCCAAUCACCAGCAGCUUGUUGGGAACGCGCACAAGUUUCCUUCGGAGCCUGAGCUGGUGGUGGUCGUGCAGGUCCACGAGGCUCCACAACACCUGCGACUCCUCGUGGAGUCCCUGGAGAAAGCAGCACAGGUCCACAAGUUCCUCCUCGUCUUCAGCCACGACUUCUUCUCGGCGGAAAUCGACGCCAUUGUGCAAGGCAUCACUUUCUGCAAGGUGCUGCAGAUUUAUUUCCCGUUCAGCACGCAGCUGUUUCCCAAGGAGUUUCCCGGGCAGGAUCCACGGGACUGCCAGCGGAACACGAGCAGAGAAAACGCCCGCAGAAGCGGAUGUCUGAACGCGGAACACCCGGACGUGCACGGACAUUACAGAGAGGCCGGCGUGACGCAGCGCAAACAUCACUGGUGGUGGAAGCUUCACUUUGUGUGGGAGAGGGUGAAGGUCAUGCAGGGCUACGAUGGCUCGGUCCUCCUCCUGGAGGAGAACAACUACGUCUUGCCAGACUUGUUCCACUUCUACACGGCCAUGGUGGACCUGAAGAAAAGCAGCUGCCAGGACUGUGACCUGCUGGCGUUGGGGAGCCACCAAGACCGGAGCAACUUUAGCAACCACGUGAGCACAGGAUGGAUGUCCACCAAGACCAGCGUGGGCCUGGCACUGGACAGGGACGUGUACUACAAGAUGAUGGGCUGCGCCAAGGACUUCUGCACGUACGACGACUACAACUGGGACUGGACUCUGCAGCACCUCUCAGGAAGCUGCCUCUCCAAGCCCCUCAAAGUGCUCGCCGCUCAGGGCGCCAGGGUUCUUCACACGGGAGACGGUGGGCCAGACGUGGCCUCACAGAAGGUGGAGGAGAUGGCCAAAGAUGGCCUCUUCCCGCCGUCUCUGGUCCUUGGCACCUCUGAAGCAGCGCGCCUCAACACGCAGGUGAAGAACGGAGGCUGGGGCGACGUGCGGGACCACGUUCUGUGCAGAAACUAUGCCAAACUUCUCUGAAACAUCACACAAACACACACACACAAACAUGUCUGAAACAUCACACAAACACACACACACAAACAUGUCUGAAACAUCACACAAACACACACACACAAACAUGUCUGAAACAUCACACAAUCAUACACAAACAGGUCUGAAACAUCACACAAACACACACACAAACAUGUCUGAAACAUCACACAAUCAUACACAAACACACACACACAAACAUGUCUGAAACAUGACACAAUCACACACACAAACAUGUCUGAAACAUCACACAAUCAUACACAAACAGGUCUGAAACAUCACACAAACACACACACACAAACAUGUCUGAAACAUCACACAAUCAUACACACACACAAACAUGUCUGAAACAUGACACAAUCACACACACAAACAUAUCUGAAACAUCACACAAUCAUACACAAACACACACACAAACAUGUCUGAAACAUGACACAAUCACACACAAACAUGUCUAAAACAUCACACAAUUAUACACAAACACACUCACAAACAUGUCUGAAACAUGAUACCAUCACACACAAACAUGUCUGGAACAUCACACAAUCACACACAAACAUCUGAAACAUCACACACAAACAUGUCUGAAACAUCACACAAACAUUACACACAAAAAAUGUCUGAAACAUCACACAAUCUCACACAAACAUUUCUGAAACGUCACACAAACAUGUCUGAAACAUCACACAAACAUUACACGCAUGUCUGAAACAUCACACAAUCUCACACAAACAUGUCUGAAACAUCACACAAUCACACACUAACAUGUCUUAAACAUCACACAAUCUCACACAAACAUGUCUGAAACUUCACACAAACAUUACACACAAAAAAUGUCUGUAACAUCACACAAUCUCACACAAACAUGUCUGAAACGUCACACAAACAUUAAACACAAACAUGUCUGAAACAUCACACAAUCUCACACAAACAUGUCUGAAACGUCACACAAUCUCACACAAACAUGUCUGAAACAUCACACAAACACACACACAAACAUGUCUGAAACAUCACACAA
Messenger RNA from Entelurus aequoreus (snake pipefish), 2867 nucleotides. Its product is annotated as alpha-1,6-mannosyl-glycoprotein 2-beta-N-acetylglucosaminyltransferase-like. Gene Ontology annotation, biological process: protein N-linked glycosylation; oligosaccharide biosynthetic process. The transcript is spliced from 2 exons. Gene Ontology annotation, molecular function: alpha-1,6-mannosylglycoprotein 2-beta-N-acetylglucosaminyltransferase activity. Gene Ontology annotation, cellular component: Golgi stack; Golgi membrane. The record is from RefSeq and is a predicted model, not a curated record. The coding region runs from base 242 to 1837 and encodes 531 amino acids. NCBI's taxonomy places the organism in Eukaryota, Metazoa, Chordata, Actinopteri, Syngnathiformes, Syngnathidae.